Molecule: messenger RNA, 1371 nt
Organism: Anolis sagrei ordinatus
Lineage: Eukaryota; Metazoa; Chordata; Lepidosauria; Squamata; Anolidae
Gene: GNB3
Product: G protein subunit beta 3
Biological process (GO): G protein-coupled receptor signaling pathway
Cellular component (GO): heterotrimeric G-protein complex; cytoplasm
Molecular function (GO): signaling receptor complex adaptor activity; protein binding
Source: RefSeq, a predicted model, not a curated record
CCUCCACCGUAUCUCAGCUCCCCACAGGGAGACCUAUCCUGGGAGAGGAUGAGACACUGAGAGAGUGAGGGAGAGAUACAAGGCGUGUGGACUGACGGCUGGUGCUGGAACAGGGACGGCAGAAGUUAGCUAGUGCCGGGUGGCCAGCAUCUCCUGGCCCGAGGGAGCCAAUCUCCCCCCGCUGGGAGCUAGGGGGUCCUGAGCAGGAGGAACCAGCCCAUAGAGUACGGAUCCAGAAGACACAGAGAGGGAAGUCCAAAUCUAGUCUGUCAACAUGGGUGAAAUAGAGCAAAUGAAGCAAGAGUCAGAGCAGCUGAAGAAGCAGAUUGAGGAAGCUCGAAAGGCUUGUGCAGACACUACACUUGCUCAGCUCGUCUCUGGGAUUGAAGUGGUCGGGCGCAUACAGAUGCGCACACGGCGGACCCUGCGUGGGCACCUGGCCAAGAUCUAUGCUUGUCACUGGUCCACAGACUCCAAGCUUAUGGUCAGUGCCUCACAAGAUGGAAAGCUCAUCGUGUGGGACACAUACACAACCAACAAGGUCCAUGCCAUCCCUCUACGCUCCUCCUGGGUCAUGACCUGUGCCUAUGCCCCAUCAGGGAAUUUCGUGGCCUGCGGAGGUCUCGACAACAUGUGCUCCAUUUACAACCUCAAGAGCCGUGAAGGGAACGUGAAAGUCAGCCGGGAACUCUCGGCCCAUACAGGCUACCUCUCCUGCUGUCGAUUUCUGGAUGACAACAAUAUUGUGACCAGUUCUGGAGACACUACAUGUUGCCUCUGGGACAUUGAAACCGGACAGCCGAAGACAACCUUCGUAGGCCACACUGGCGACUGCAUGAGCCUGGCUGUCUCCCCAGACUUCAAGCUCUUCAUCUCUGGGGCCUGUGAUGCCUCGGCCAAGCUAUGGGACGUCCGGGAGGGAACGUGCCGCCAGACGUUCACGGGACACGAAUCGGACAUCAACGCCAUCAGCUUCUUCCCCAACGGUGAGGCCAUCUGUACUGGCUCUGACGAUGCCACCUGCCGCCUCUUCGACCUCCGAGCAGACCAGGAGCUCAUUACCUAUGCGCAUGAGAGCAUCAUCUGUGGAAUCACCUCAGUCGCAUUCUCCCGCAGCGGCCGCCUCCUCCUGGCUGGAUAUGACGACUUUAACUGCAACAUCUGGGAUGCUUUAAAAGCAGAGCGUGUGGGAAUCCUGUCUGGGCAUGACAACAGGGUGAGCUGUUUGGGAGUUACUGCAGAUGGCAUGGCCGUGUCUACUGGCUCCUGGGACAGCUUCUUGAAAAUCUGGAACUGAAGAUGAAGCGAGAGAAGAUAACAGGGAGCCCUCCCCAGGCAUAUUAUAUAUUGAGUACAACUACUACUAUUACU